UACUUAAAACUGAUUAUAUGUCUUUAAAGGAUAACAAGUAAAACAAAAUGUCAGAUACUUUUUUUGACUGUGUGGAAUUAGCUGUAUCAGAUUCAAUCUUUGGUUUGGUGUCAGAAUUUAAAGCCGACUCGCAUCCAGAGAAAGUGAGUUUAGUGGUUGGUGCUUAUCGUGAUGAAGAAGGAAAGCCGUAUGUUUUACCUGUUGUUCGAAAUGUAGAAAAACAAAUUGCUGCUGAUAAAACUCUUAAUCAUGAAUAUUUACCAAUCGAUGGACUCAAAGAAUUAUCAGAUGCAGCUGUGAAGUUGGCAUUAGGUCCUGAUAAUAACGCCAUUACAGAAAAUCGAGUUGCUGCUGCUCAAUCACUAUCAGGCACAGGUGCCUUGCGCAUAUGCUUUGAAUUCAUACAACGUCAGCUGAAAUCCAAAACUGUCUACCUUCCUAAACCAACAUGGGCUAAUCACAAGAAAAUUCUUGCAAUGACCGGUUUUGAUGAUGUACGUGAAUAUGCAUAUUUUUCUCCAACCACAAAAGGUCUGGACAUUCUUGGUAUGAUUGAUAGUUUGCAAUCUGCACCUGAUGGGUCUGUUAUUGUUCUUCAUGCUUGUGCACAAAAUCCUUGUGGUGCUGAUCCAAGCAAGGAUGAAUGGAAAACAAUUGCAGAUGUUGUUGAAAAGAAGAAGCUGAUUGUUGUGUUUGACAUGGCUUACCAAGGUUUUGUGAGUGGUGACCCAGACAUAGAUGCCUGGGCUGUUCGCCAUUUUGUUAAUCGAGGCUUGGAAUUGUUUCUUUGUCAGUCUUUCGCUAAAAUUUUUGGAAUUUAUAAUGAGCGUUGUGGCAAUCUCUCUGUUGUUUGUAAAAAUAGUGAAAUAGCUAUGCAUGUUUUAAGUCAAUUGAAAGCAAUUAUUCGACCUAUGUAUUCUAAUCCACCAAACCAUGGAGCAAGAAUCGUAUCUACAAUUUUGAACAAUCCUGCUCUUAAUACAGAAUGGAGAGAACAGUUAAAAUGCAUGGCUGAUAGAAUUACUUACGUUCGAAAAUCGUUUUUGGAAAAAUUAAAAGCCAUUGAAGCUCCAGGCAAUUGGUCACAUAUUGUAAAUCAGAAUGGCUUAUUCACUUUUACUGGUUUAAACGCGAAACAAGUUGCAGUUUUAAAAGAGAAAUAUCACAUAUAUAUGCUUCCAAGUGGUCGUGUUAACAUGUGUGCUAUUAAUCUAAGUAAUAUCGAUUACAUUGCGAAUGCUUUUAAAGAUGUUGUUCUGAAUGUGGAAUAAGGACUUAAAGCCUAAAAGCUUUAAUUAUACAUGUUUGUAUAGUUUUGUUUUGUUUUUAAUUAGCAUCAACAACUUAAUUAUUUGUAUUAGGACUAUUCACUGAUUAUUUAAUUAAUUGGGUGUUCCAUAGAGAAUAGCGACUUUGAAAUUUGGUGAUUAACUAACAAACGUAUUUAAAUAUUAUUAUUAGUUGUUAAGAUAUUUAUAUGUUAUCCUUUUACUUUCUUAAUCGUAGUUAAUUUAUGCUCUUCAGUUUCAGAUUCAUAUACUGCAAAUUUUUCCCUGUUGAAGUUUAUCUAUUUUGAAAAAGACCUUUCAUAAUUUGCAAGUGCUUGGCUUAUUUUACCAUGGUUAGAUGCAAACAACAACUGUAACCUUAAAUAAAGAAAGCUGGUAAUUCUCUGUUACGGAGAGACCCAAACUCAGAGUUGAAAAUUAAUUUUUUUGUGCCAACUUUUCUGGUACACAUUAGCAGUUAACCAAGUGAAUGUUUGAACUGUUUAUUACUUUUUGAAACUGUUAUUAAUAUUUUGUGCUGAAAAUCCUUUUUUAAUUUUAUUCGAGAAUAUGGAGAGUCAAAAUGAUAAAAUUUUAGGGUGGUCAGAGAAAAUUCAAUUUAGCUAUAAUUUCCAUGGAGAUUUAUUUUUGAUCGCACUUAAGAAUGUUUUUUGUAAGGUUCGUAUUUAAAAUUUUUAAGAAUUCUUAUGAUAAACAAAAGACAAAUCAUCCUUUGGACUGUUAAAGUAAAAGCACCUUUUUUAGCUCCAUCUUUAAAUAAUUUUUGGUUUCUCAUAUUUUUUUUAACAGCCUUUAUUAAUUUCUUUUGUUCUUUAUCGCUUUUUAAUCUGUGUUUGGUUUUAGAAAAAUGAAAAUAAACUCGAUAUUAGGAAAUAAUAAAGGAUCUAAUGUUAAGAGUGAAAAAACUUUAAAACUGAUGGUAUAAAUAAGGUGUAUUAAAAAUAUAUAAACGUAAAUAAUGUGGGAAAAUAAUUGCGAUAUGUUUUUGAAAGAUAAUGACCUAGCUUUUGAUUUAUACUGUUUUUAGUUGUUUUUUAGUAAAUUUAACUGUUACAAUGUAUUUUUGAUAGGACUAUGUGUUAAGAAAUCUUAUGUUCCAUGUUUUAGCA
This is a messenger RNA of Hydractinia symbiolongicarpus, 2398 nucleotides long. RefSeq names its product aspartate aminotransferase, cytoplasmic-like. Gene Ontology annotation, biological process: amino acid metabolic process; biosynthetic process. Gene Ontology annotation, molecular function: L-aspartate:2-oxoglutarate transaminase activity; pyridoxal phosphate binding. The transcript is spliced from 3 exons. Lineage: Eukaryota; Metazoa; Cnidaria; Hydrozoa; Anthoathecata; Hydractiniidae. The record is from RefSeq and is a predicted model, not a curated record. The coding region runs from base 48 to 1271 and encodes 407 amino acids.